Messenger RNA from Leptinotarsa decemlineata (Colorado potato beetle), 2174 nucleotides. RefSeq lists its product as uncharacterized. Gene Ontology annotation, cellular component: nucleus. The record is from RefSeq and is a predicted model, not a curated record. Gene Ontology annotation, biological process: regulation of transcription by RNA polymerase II. Lineage: Eukaryota; Metazoa; Arthropoda; Insecta; Coleoptera; Chrysomelidae. Gene Ontology annotation, molecular function: RNA polymerase II cis-regulatory region sequence-specific DNA binding; zinc ion binding; DNA-binding transcription factor activity.
CACACUUUUUCGGAAGUUUUCGUUUUCAGCGGUUGGGGUUGCGAAGCGAUCCAUUAAUAUACUAAAGUAGAUUUCAAAACAUUUAUCGGAAACUAUAAAAAUAUUCAGUAAUUAAGUAUACACUUGAUUACAGGCUUGUUAAAUAGGAGAAAUAAAUGGAUGAGGCUAAAUUACAUGGGAAAAUGUUCUGCAGGUUAUGUUUGAUAUCAACUAAUGAUUAUCAGCCUUUGGAAGGUGUACUUCAUGAUAUGUUAGAGGCGAUAUUAAUGAAUACGUGUUUGCGAGCUACCGAGAACCCAAUUAUUUGCAGUACCUGCGAACAGAAAAUCCAGAAAGCCUUUCAGUUCAAAUCCACCUGCGUUAAUACGGAAGUAACCCUAACGCACUUUACCCCUCCCCAACAAGACUCCAAAGUAGACCUGAAGAUGGUGUAUUGGAUAGAAAAAGGCACUUGUGAAUUAACUCAGUAUGAGGAGGAUCUCAAAAUAUGUCGGAUUUGCGUGGAUCUUAUAAAAAAUAACGAGUACGCAUCACUUUUAGAUACUGUGGAAUUCAAUGAGUUGGAAGACAUGUUUAAAAUAUAUAUUCCGGAACUGACUUUGAACCUAACUGAAAAUCCCCUAAUUUGUGAAAAAUGUAUAGAAAACUUCAGGACCUUCUCCGCUUUCAUAUCGACUUCUCUAGAUACGGAAACUAAAAUAAAGAGCUAUUGCGAGGAAAAGAAAACUGAAGACGAUGAUCAAGUUGACUUGGAAAAAAUUAUACCCCCUGCAAAUACAGUUGUUCAAAAACCCGAAGAUAAAAAAGAUUUCAAUAUAAUGAAGUUGUUCAAAAACGAAAACCUCCUCUGCGACUUGUACGGAGACAGUGAUAUGGAACUGAAUGAUCACUUGAAUGGCGUCGAGGAAAAUGAAAGGAAAAUAAUGAAGCUGAUAAUAGAAGAAGAUGUUGAUUCAUUUUAUAAGGACAGACCAGAUUUCGAUGGGCAUGAUGUCGAUUGCGAAGAAACUGAUGUUGAAAUCUUCAACCCGUUUCCGAAGCUAUCAUCCACCUGGGACCUGUCGAGUUCUUUCGAGGACAGUCCCAAACACGACCAGAUCCCCGAGUUGGAAUCUCCGCAGCCUUCAAGCAGCGAAGAAAACUCCCUCUCUCCGGAACCGACCUUCAAAAAAUGCCUCGACUGUCGCCUCAGGAGCCCCGAAAAGAACGGCAGGUGCUUUGGGUGCGAGGAGAAGAACUACGACUCGGAAGACAGCAAAGAAGAGUGGAAGAAAGAGUACCCCAGCCUGAACUCUACGAAAAUCUCGUCUACCAAGAAAGCGAAAAAGGAGGGACGCAAGUGCCGCAAGGUGUAUGGCGUCGAGUACAAGGGUUUGUGGUGCACCCAGUGCCGCUGGAAAAAAGCCUGCACCAGAUUCUCCAAUCGGUCGGUGACGAGACGAUGAAGUUCGAUGUUUGUGGAGGGAAAUUAAUCUGUGAUGAUGCAAGUCGUUUCUUUGACUGGACGCUCGUGCGAGUGACAUCGGAAACAUCCAUUUGUGGUACUUUAGAUGUAACAGUAGGCUACUAUUUGAUAGGGUGUAUAUAAGUAGUUUUAGGCGACGUGUCGGUUAGUUUUCGUUUUUAGUAAUCAAAUUGGCAUCGUCUUGAGUUUUGAAUUCGCUUCGUAACGAAAGGAACAGCAACAAAAUAUUCGUUUUUCAAAGUGUAUAUUUUUGGAGCACUCUGUAUACAAUAUCGCUUUUUAGAAGCUUUGCAAACAUGUCUUUGACACUUCAGAGUCAUUUAUAUGAAUACCAUUCCAUCAUCUGAGUUCCAGCUGUUUUCCACCUAGCUUAAUUGGGACCUACAACUUAUAAUUACAACUUUUUUAAAUCCCAAUUAAAAUUAUAUCUCUUAUAAUUGGAAUCCACAACUUAUAUUUACAACUUCUUUAAAUCUUAUUAUGAUUCUAUCUCUUAAUUGGGAUCUACAACUUGUAAUUACAACUUUUUUAAAUCCCAAUUAAAAUUAUAUCUCUUAAUUGGUACCCACAACUUGUAAUUACGAAUUUUUCAAAUUCUUAUUUCAAUUAUAUCUCUUAAUUGGAAUCCACAACUUAUAUUUACAACUUCUUUAAAUCUUAUUAUAAUUCUAUCUCUUAAUUGGGAUCUACAACUUGUAAUUACAACUUU